Messenger RNA from Danio aesculapii, 5451 nucleotides. RefSeq names its product kelch-like family member 24b (gene klhl24b). The record is from RefSeq and is a predicted model, not a curated record. Gene Ontology annotation, molecular function: protein binding. The coding region runs from base 232 to 2034 and encodes 600 amino acids. The transcript has 7 exons. NCBI's taxonomy places the organism in Eukaryota, Metazoa, Chordata, Actinopteri, Cypriniformes, Danionidae.
UGAUGGCAAUAAAGCGCCCAGCGGACCGUUUUUUCCCCCAGACGAUCUUUUGGGUUCAUUGCUAGAAUAGAGAUGACCGCCAAGGGGUAGACGAACAGAGUUUUACCUGACUGAUUUUCACCUUUUUCACACUUAGGAGACUUCCGCAACAACAUCUUAAGGUUUUAAACAGCUGAGGCGUCAUAUUCUUCUAUUGUCUACAGGGCCUUGGGCCUCUCUGGUCUAAAAGAAAUGGUACUUAUUCUGGGCAGAAGACUAAACCGGGAGGACUCUGGAGUCCGUGAGUCUCCAGCAGUCAAGCGAAAGGUCCUGGAGAUGGACAGCAAACCCGUCAGUAACCAUGAUGUGUUUGAUUUCUCCUCCGGCCCGUGCCACUCAGACAGUAUCCUGCAGAUGUUCAACGAGUUUCGUGAUGGCCGUCUGUUCACAGAUGUAGUGAUCAGUGUGGAGGGUCGUGAGUUUCCAUGUCACCGUGCCGUGUUAUCCGCAUGCAGCAGCUACUUCCGUGCAAUGUUCUGCAAUGACCACCGUGAGAGCCGUGAGAUGUUGGUGGAGAUCAAUGGCAUCCGUGCUGAAGCCAUGGACACCUUCCUGCAGUACGUCUACACUGGUCGUGCCCGCAUCACGACAGAUAAUGUGCAGUUUCUUUUUGAGACCUCCAGCCUCUUCCAGAUUAGCACUUUGAGAGAUGCCUGUGCCAAAUUCUUGGAAGACCAGCUUGACCCUUGCAACUGCCUGGGCAUCCAGCGUUUCGCUGACGCUCACUCUCUCAAGCAACUGGCCAGCCGUUGCCGAUCUUAUGCCCUGCAGAGCUUUGCUGAUGUGGCCCAGCAUGAAGAGUUCUUGGACUUGCGCAAGGAGGAACUGGAGGAGUACAUCGCCAGUGACGAGAUGGUCAUUGGAAAAGAGGAGACCGUGUUUGAGGCAGUGAUGCGCUGGGUGUACUUUGAUGUGGACCAUCGCAGAAUCAUGCUCAGAGACCUUCUCAAUCAUGUCCGCCUGCCCCUGCUGCAUCCAAAUUAUUUUGUGCAGACGGUAGAAGGUGACCAGCUGAUCCAAAACGCACCAGAGUGCUAUCAGCUUCUUCACGAAGCCAGACGCUAUCAUGUGUUGGGCAAUGAAAUGAUGUCACCUCGAACCCGUCCACGCAGGUCUACUGGAUUCUCUGAGGUCAUUGUGGUUGUCGGAGGAUGUGAGAGGAUGGGUGGUUUCAACCUGCCAUACACCGAAUGCUAUGAUCCUGUUACCGGUGAAUGGAAAUCCUUAGCCAAACUCCCAGAAUUCACCAAGUCAGAGUAUGCCGUGUGUGCCCUCAGAAAUGACAUUCUGGUCUCAGGGGGAAGAAUUAACAGCAGGGAUGUCUGGAUGUACAACUCCCAGCUCAACAUCUGGAUCAGAGUUGCGUCCUUGAACAAAGGCCGCUGGAGACACAAAAUGGCCGUCUUGUUGGGAAAAGUGUAUGCUGUCGGUGGAUACGAUGGCCAAUCCCGACUGAGCAGUGUGGAGUGCUAUGAUUCCUUUUCGAACCGUUGGACAGAAGUGGCACCCAUGAAGGAGGCCGUCAGCUCGCCAGCCGUGGCCAGCUGUGUCAACAAACUGUUUGUGAUUGGAGGAGGACCUGACGACAACACAUGCUCUGAUAAGGUUCAGUGCUAUGACCCCGAAUCUGACUCCUGGUUGUUAAGGGCCAACAUUCCCAUCGCAAAACGAUGCAUCACGGCUGUGUCUCUGAACAAUCUCAUCUAUGUUUCUGGAGGCCUAACCAAAUCCAUCUACUGCUACGACCCCAUUGAAGAUUACUGGAUGCACGUAGUUCAUACGUUCAGCAAACAGGAAAGUUGUGGUAUGUCGGUAUGCAACGGAAAGAUCUAUAUCCUGGGUGGACGUGGUGAAAACGGAGAGGCCUCAGACACCAUCCUGUGCUAUGAUCCAUCCACUGGCAUCAUCACGGGCGUAGCAGCGAUGCCCCGCCCCAUUUCUUACCACGGCUGCGUCACCAUCCACCGCUACAAUGAGAAGUUCUACCAUUCAUGACCUUCAAAAGCAUGUUCGCACAGGGACGUAGAUAAACUGAGCCUUGCUUUACAUGGUGUAGCAUUAUAAUGGGUAAGGUAGGUGAGUCCCAACCCUUAGUUCACAAGCUUUGAGACCAGUCGGUUAAACUGACAAUUACACAAUAACUCAUUUCAGUGUACAGUAUAAACAAAGGUAUCAAAUUCACAUCUUACGGUUUAACAGUCUACCACUAUGAUACUCCAGGAUAAACAGUCAUUUUGACGGCAACAUAAGCUAUGUUUCCAUCCACCUUUUUUUUGCACAUUUUGGAAUAUAACUUUUUUUUAUGGAAAAAUGUGAAUAAAUUACGAUGGAAACACAUUUAAAGACUAAAUCCCAGCAUGCGCAUCAAAAUGUAUGUGAUCUCUUUUUAACAGAUCAUGUGAUAACAAAUUAAUGUACCGCUUUAAUGGACAAACCAGCAGGCGGACAACAUUGUAAAACAUCUGAAAUGUUGUUUUGGUCAUUCUAAAAUCCCUUAGCCAAAGUCUGUCAUCAAAGUGGUUCAGAAUUAUUAUUAUUAUUACCUUUUAGAACUGCCAUUGCUCAGUUAACAGUGAUGAUCUUUAGAGCCAAUCACAGCAAUUUCUGUUGAGCAUGUGAACACAAUUCACAGUCAUACGUGUUUUAUGCUGCAUUCACACCAGAUGCGGCUGAAACGUCAAGCGCGAGUGAUUUACAUGUCAAGUCAAUACAAAGUCGCGAAUAGAGAUCCUGUGGCGCAUUUUGCACGAAUAAAGUGGCGCGAGUUGAGCGUUUUGCAUGUUUGACACGCUUAACACUCAUAUCGCUGAAAGCCUCCAUCAUACAGGUAUAGUUUAUGAACUCACAGAGCUGGGUGCACCUAUGGAAGGAUCUAGUGGACGCAGAUGUGGCGCCGAACAAAUCUACACUGUUUUUCAGCCUUCAUAAAGCACAGCUACUAUCUUGAUAAAAUCCAUGUUAGCCAUUUAGCAUUGAAGUUAGAGUCACCAGGCAGUGUCACCGGGUAGAGUCACCCUGCCCAUGACGAGAAUCUGCAUCUAUUUUAAAGUGAAUUUAAUGCACAAAUGAAGCGAGUAAACUUAAAAUGUUCACGCAUCUAUUUACGCACGGAUAUUGGUUUUAUCUGCGCGUUCCACAUCUGGUGUGAACACCGCAUAAGAACUCGCUCAUUGACACUCAAAAAGCAUGCGUUUUUUAAAAUUAAAAUUACAGUUCAUAUAUCUGAAAAUUGGGUUCUUGUCAAUUUAAAAAUUGUGUACAGAAGGCAUCAUCACUGCACUGUGAUUUCGAAUUGAACCAAAUCAAUGACAUGAUAAUCGUAACCAAAUCGAACUGAACCGUGAAUACCAGGACACAAAGGCUGCAUUUACACUACAUAGUUCAAGUGAACCAAUUCCAAAUUUUUUUUAAUUUUUUUUUUUCUCUUAUGUGGCACAGAUCGGACAAUAAUAUUGAUUCUGAUUUACUCAAAUCAGAUUCAGGCCUUGUUCAUAUGUGGAAAUUUAUCCAAUAUGAAUCAGAUCCGUGCCCGUGUGUCUGCAGUGUUAGCAGAUCAGAUUUUCACCUGUCAAUGUGAGUCACGCGUCAUUAAAAACCGUUGCGAGUCAGGGAAACAGGGAAACCACUGUAGCUUUAUUACUCUACACUCUCAGAAAUAAAGGUACGAGAGCCGUCUCUGGGGUGGUACCUUUUCAAAAAGUACACAUUUACAUCUAAAGGGUCCAUAUUAAUACCUCAAGGGUACAUAUUAGUACCUAAAAAGUACAAAAGUGUACCUCUUAACAUUUUUUAGGAACAAAUAUAUGCUUUUGGUGUACCAAUAUGGACCCAUUAAGUACAAAUGUCUAUCUUUUGAAAAGGUACCACCCCAGUGACUGCUUUUAUUUCUGAGAGUGUACUUAGUAAAUGACUUGCACCCGACAACAUAGGAUGCAAAGAAUCUGGAAUCAAUCUGCUGGUUAGUUCAGUUAUCUAUUAAUGUUUUUCUAGACGCAUAAAAGAGUUUUCUUGUUGUUAAUCAAGGAAUUUGUUUAAUAAAUCCAGCAUAAUUUAUUAACAUAUUCUUAAAUCUAAAGUAUAAAUUGCGUUUUCAUGAAUUCUAUUAAAGAUAACAAUUUGUUACAUUGGAAUAACACUGUUAUGUUUCUACUCCGCAUUUUCUCUCCAUAUGAUUUCCCAAAAUGCACAUACAAUAUGUGGAUGGAAACAUAGCUCUAUUUAUAUACAGUUUUUAUAUACUUACACAAGUAUAUUUUUAUAUACUGUUACCCAAAUACAUCAAAACUGAUUCACAGCCAUGAAUAUAGCUGGUCUCCAUUUACCCAGUUAUUGAAUCAGUUUCACCUUUCCUUUUUAAGUGCCUUUAUUUGUGUCAACUGUUUUCUUUCCAUUACUAUUAUUGUAUUUUUGAUUCUAUUUUAAUGUAUGGUGUAAGUGGUUGUUUUUGAAUGGGUGAAUGGUGUGAUUAUUUGCGACUGGUGGAUGGAGUGUUUGAUUGUGAUGGAUCAGUGUGUGUACAGUAUCUAUAAGUGUGUUUGUGAAGACUUAGACUGUGUGUGUGUGUGAAAGAGAGAGAGAGAGAAGAUGUUAAGGCACAGUAUAACGCAGGAACCACUUCUUAUGAACUGUCUAAUGGGUUCGUGAUCCAUCAGACACCAAAAAAAUGAUAGUGUUUCUUUUAAUAAUGGUUUACUUAAGGAUUUGGGUGAUGUCAGAUGUGUUUUGUCGUUAUGCUAUCAUGACAUUUAUUAAAAAUGCAAAACAAAAAAAAAAACAGCAUGCCUAAUGUCCUCCAUAUGGAGCAUUAUGAAGUAGAUUAGUCUACGCAUUUGUAUUCUGUAUCAUUUAGCAUUUGCGAAAACCUUUGCAUUUGAUUUCAAAUGAUGUUUAUAAGUGAAUCAUGUAUUUGUCUUCACUUUUUUUUACUUAUUUAUUCUUGGUAGAAUCUGAACCCCAACAAGGCACUUAAUUUUUCAAUAUUUCUCAGUGUCCUGGAUGUAAAUAUAUAUUUUUGUCUUCAGGUUUACUGUAUCAGUAAGUGUUUGCAUUGGUUAUGCGUCAGCUCACACUCAUCUCUCUUCUUGCUUUCUAAUCUAAGCUCAGUAUUUGUGUGUACAGUGCAGUGACGUAGCCGCAAAAGAUUGCGCGCUAGGGAUUCCAAGAGCGGUGAUGUCAGCGUUGUUGCCUGCCUUUUGGUUAGGAGGAUUGUUUAGUUUUGUCAGCUGCAAGAGCAGAACAAUAGAAGGACACACAUUGUUCGUUAUACUCUGGGGAAUUUAACAUGCAACUGAAAGGCAAAACCCUGCUGUAACACAACAUGGCCUUCCUUUAACCUUUUCGAGUGUUGCUUUUUGUUUUGGUGUGUAGUUUUAUAACUGUAUGUUUGUGUAAAUAAACGUAUGGACUAGUUAA